Molecule: messenger RNA, 671 nt
Organism: Nilaparvata lugens (brown planthopper)
Lineage: Eukaryota; Metazoa; Arthropoda; Insecta; Hemiptera; Delphacidae
Product: cationic amino acid transporter 3-like
Exons: 5
Biological process (GO): transmembrane transport; amino acid transport
Cellular component (GO): plasma membrane
Molecular function (GO): amino acid transmembrane transporter activity
Source: RefSeq, a predicted model, not a curated record
GAAUCGGUCACAUGGUAGGAGCCGGCAUCUAUUACUGGUGGGAACAGUGGCAAAGACCAGGCUGGUCCAGGAAUCAUAAUUUCGUUCCUGAUAGCCGCCUGACGUCUAUGUUGGCAGCACUGUGCUAUGCGGAGUUCGGCACUCGCAUCCCCAAAGCUGGCUCAGCAUAUGUCUACACAUAUGUCAGAGCGGCCUCAGUUGCCAGAGCUUGGAGUGGUUACAUAGACUCUAUGUUGGGGAAUGUGGUAUCUCACACUAUAAUGGACACUGUCGGAGGUCUACAUGAAGGACUACUGGGCCAAUAUCCCGACUUCCUCGCUUUUGCAUUCUGUAUAGCCUACGCCUGUGUGCUGGGGGCUGCCACCUGUUUCUAUGCAUUCGUUGGAUUCGACAGUAUUGCAACUUCAGGAGAAGAAGCUAAAAACCCACAAUUCUCCAUUCCAGUGGCAACUAUACUAUCCCUAUCUCUGGUGUGUCUUGGUUACGUUCUAGUAAGUGGCGUUCUAACCCUGGUGGUACCCUAUUCAGAGAUAGAGCCGACAUCUGCUCUUUCCAGUGCUUUUGGCUCACUUCAUCUGCCCUGGGCCCAGGUGUUCAUAGGAGUAGGAGCUCUAUGCGGCAUGACGACUACCCUGCUGGGUUCCCGUUUCGCACUGCCACGCUGCAUGUAG